Messenger RNA from Akanthomyces muscarius, 1506 nucleotides. RefSeq lists its product as uncharacterized. The transcript is spliced from 3 exons. NCBI's taxonomy places the organism in Eukaryota, Fungi, Ascomycota, Sordariomycetes, Hypocreales, Cordycipitaceae. The record is from RefSeq and is a predicted model, not a curated record. Gene Ontology annotation, cellular component: mitochondrion. Bases 1 to 1506 code for a protein of 501 amino acids.
AUGUCGGCUGCGACGCGGUUGACAUUCUUGUACCCGCAUCUGCUGCGGGCAACUUCCAGAGCUCAACCGCAGCAAUGGGCCGCGACCGCGAGCAACCGCGUCGCUUUGGCAGCUGCCAACUCUAGACGCUCCAUACAUGCCCUGAAGCGCGACAAGAGCUCGUUUGCGCCGAGACACGGCAAAGCUGUGGCGCCAGAGCAGUGGGAAGAGCAGAAGGAGCAGCCAAAAGACAGUGCAGCCGCCACCGAAAACGGCGCCACCACCACGGACAAGAAAGCUGGCGAGGGUGACCCCGCUACCGCUGGAGAUGACCAGCUUGCGCAGGCCGACACGGUGCCCACGAAGCCCGAAGCAGCAGCACCCAAGGCAAAGACUGAAGAAGGGGGCGCGACACCUGACGUGAUCCUGGCGGCGGCACCGCAAGCGCCGCCUGCCGCGCAAACGGCGACAGCGGCAACACCGAGCGAAACAAAAAAGGAGGGCAGCGAAUCGGGAAAGCCAGCGCAGACGACAGAUAGCAGCAGAGAGCCGACGGCCGAGGAGACAAAGGCUGCGCAGGCCAAGGAGGCGGCGAAAUCGAGCGGGCCCCUCGAAGCUGUCCUGCACAUGCAGCCGCCGGAGCACAUUGCGCAGCAGCACCCGUCCAUGUCGCCACCGCCGUAUGAACAUCACUUUGACAGCUACUCGCUCGUCAAGCAGCUCGAGGAGGGCGGAUACACGCCACAGCAGGCGGUGACGUCGAUGAAGGCCGUUCGAAAGUUGCUUGCCAAGAACCUCAACGUCGCGCAGCAGAGCCUCGUGAGCAAAAGCGAUGUUGAAAAUGAAACGUAUUUGUUUUCGGCCGCUUGCUCGGAGCUCAACACCGAAGUAAAGAACAACAGGCGCAUUGCGGAGGAGGAGCUGCGCCAGCAGCGGACCCAUCUUCAACACGAGGUGGACAUCCUGACGCAGUCGCUCAACCAGGAGAUUGCGACGCUGAAUGACACUGUCAAGGGGAUGUACAACGAUCGCAAGCAGGCUGUGCGAGAGGAGCAAAAGGCUAUGGACAGCGCUAUUCAAAAAAUCAGCUACAAGAUCAGCAUCGACCUUACAUCCGACGCCAAGACAGACAUUGAAGGCGUGCGAUGGAUUCUCAUCUGGCGCUCUGUUCUCGGCAUCAUAUUCAUGGCCUUUUUGACUCUAGGCACCCUGCGACUCGCCACAUACGAGAAGCAGCGCAAGCAGGAAGAGGAGCGCGUGCGCAAGGUCGAGGAGGGCAAGCGCCGCGCCGAGGAAGCCAGGCUGCGCCGGGAGGACGAGAAGCAGCGUCGUAGGGAAGACGAGAAACGCCGCAAGGAGGAGGACGAUACCCGCAAAGAAGAGGAGAGGAAGCGUAAGGAGUUCCAGGAGCUGCAGCGCCAGGAGGACGAGGAGGAACUCAAGCGCUACGGCCCACGCAACGGCACCAGCGACGGUAGCCCUUCGGCCAAGGCGGUGAAUGAUGUGGAAAGCUUGUCUGCUAAUUAG